AUGAUGUUCCCACAGGCACUUAUGGCUCUCGGCGCCCUGCUUGCGUUUGUGCCGGCAACACAAGGAUCGACAAGUCCCUGUGUUUACCAGGGAUACAAGUGUGGCUAUACAAUGGUCACGGAGUUUGGAUACAAUAACACUGAGUUGACCUUUGCCGUGAACAAAACCAAUGUUGUUCCUCCGUUGAACACUAUACAGCUCCUCAAUGUUCUGUACAGAUGUGUGGAUACCAGAGGCGACAUCGCUGCGAACUCUUUCUGUAUCGCUGGCUGCAUCUCCGUUGGCGAUUUUACGGUUAGCGACGAGUGUGCCAUGUAG
Messenger RNA from Hyaloscypha bicolor E, 318 nucleotides. RefSeq lists its product as uncharacterized. The coding region runs from base 1 to 318 and encodes 105 amino acids. Lineage: Eukaryota; Fungi; Ascomycota; Leotiomycetes; Helotiales; Hyaloscyphaceae. The record is from RefSeq and is a predicted model, not a curated record. The transcript has 2 exons.